This is a messenger RNA of Mytilus californianus (California mussel), 9152 nucleotides long. Its product is annotated as protocadherin Fat 4-like. Gene Ontology annotation, cellular component: plasma membrane. The transcript has 26 exons. Gene Ontology annotation, biological process: homophilic cell-cell adhesion. The coding region runs from base 1882 to 7194 and encodes 1770 amino acids. The record is from RefSeq and is a predicted model, not a curated record. Gene Ontology annotation, molecular function: calcium ion binding. Lineage: Eukaryota; Metazoa; Mollusca; Bivalvia; Mytilida; Mytilidae.
AUAUUCGUAAAUUUAUCAUUACUGGCGGAAUUGUAUGAGGGUGUGGAUGGGGGUUUACAGAAUAGAGAAUAAUGGGCAAAAAUAUAAAGAAGAGAGAAUAAUGGGCAAAAAUUAUGAAUCAUAGAGAAAAAUGGCCUAAAAAAUUAAAGAAUACAGAAAUGCGGAACCCCAUCCAGACUCUUGUAUAUGAAUCGAAGAUAUAAAUUUCUAAAUGUGCAAACUUUGAUUCAUCCGCAAGGACUGCAUGUUUUGUGUACGCUAAUAUUUUUGAAAAACUAAAGAUAUAAAUAAACAAAUAGAUAACUAAAUAGUCUAUUUACUAAUUACCAAUUUGAUUUUGUAAUUACACACUUUUAACGCAAGUUGUGUCCCUUUGCUUUUUCGACUGGUUCCAUACUGGACAAAAUGGGCACUGCCCAUGCAAAUCAUAAUUGAAAGUGAUAAUUAGACGUUCAACCAAAUUUUGAUAAAAAACUAUUGAUAUCAAAAGUUUUCAUCUUAACAAAAGAUUAAGUGGAAUGAAAAGUUUUGAAAAACUUAAAGAUUACACACAUUACGCACAGAUAAAUUUGGUCUGCCCGCUAGCUGUUAAUAAAAUGUAUGUCCUUUCUAGGGAAAGCAUCUUGAUUUACAGGGUCAAUUAUGGAAUUGAUAAAAAGACUAUUGAUUAAGUCAUGUCUUAAGUUAGUUUCUGCUAAUCUUUAAUUUAUUUUACAUUCUACACAAAGUAUGCAAUCCUUAAUGGCACUAAUCAUGCGCAAACCCCUUUGUUUGAUAGGUUCAAUUCGACAAAGGGGUUUCUACCAAAUCAACUACAAAUGGGAACUUUAGAUUAAAUUCAGAUCAUUUUUGAGCUUCAUUUUACAGAACAUUUUCAGAGAUUGGGUUGAUUCUUUUGUCAAACUUAGCAUAAAGUUCACAUUUUAUAUAACACCCAUAAUAUCUUGUACUGACAUUUCUUUUUCAGGUUAAAACGAAUUCUAAAUUUAUAUCUACAAUGAUAUUGAUAGGUUAAAAGCCAUAUCAAAAUAAAAUCGUUCCAAGCCAUUUUUAUUCUUUGACAUCCUUUGAACUAAAAAUAUGCUAUUACAAUAAUCUACUGGUUCAACAUUGAACUAGACCAGGUUAAGACUAAAUGUCAGAAACGAAACGCGCAUUUGAGACCAUUUGGACCUUCUGGACACAUCAAUUAAUCAAUUUUAUGUUCGGUUCUGUUUUAUCUUUCGGAACAAUCGAAGCGAUUGACAAAUUAUCACCAAAAAAUUAUUAGUUAAGAAGAAAACUUUCUGAUAAGCACUAAAAAAAUCUAUGAUGACAAUGUGACGUGAAAAUAAUCCUUUAAACUGAAUUGACACAAAUUUGUCCGAGCACGAUACUAUCGGACUUGGUUUGGCCUUAUCACGUGGUUAAACAAUUAAUGGCAAAAGAAUCUUUAUUUCCAUAUGAUCAUGUAUUUUUUCAGAUACUACAACAGAGGAACCGACAACUACCGAAAUCGAAACGACAACUACAGUAAAACAAUUAACAACUACAGUAAAACAAUCACCAACUACAGUACAACCAUCACCAUGUCUUGAUAAUGUUGAGGGAGUCAAUAGAACAGACGCUACACUUGAUGAAAAAUGUGGUGCAUACAGUGGAACCGCCAAAUGUAUAGUACCAAACAGUGCCUGUACUAAAAUUGAUAGUAAUUGGAUAUGUAGAUGUGCACAGGGAUAUGCAAAAAAGAGUGGAUUGUGUACACAAUUACCCAGUGAAUUAUUUCUAUCAAAACAAUCAUCGCUUAGUCUUACUGACAGUAGCAAACCGGGUCAUGAAGUUACUAAAAUAGAUUUCACAGAAGUACAAGGUCUUUAUAAAACAAAGCCUGAAGCUGAAAUAAUGGGAACAGAUUCUGAUGUUUUUACAGUCAAAACUGUAAACACGGAGAUGGUUACCAUUGCAUUGAACAACAAAUUGACGAAACCGAAGUAUGACAUUUUUGUGGUAGUGUCUGUUACAGCUGAUGGUAUCGUGAUACGCGAUUUCAGACAUAUAGCAAUAACAGUUAAUAAAGACAGUGUUAUUAGGAAAGAAAUAUUUAUAAUGGAUGGAACACUGAAAGACAGUGUGGUUGGCCGGGUUUGCCAGUCGUGCUUAUUAUUUGAAAACAUGACACAAAUAGAUCGUGAUAAUAUUGUAUCGGUAGAGAACGAUGGCAUUAUCAUAACAUCAAAAACUAUCGAUCUAAAUAAUAUCCAAGGUUCCACAACAAUAGCAUAUUCAACAUAUGUCGAAAUUCAACAACAAUUUACUUCUGUUACCGUAGCUAAUAUAACAAUUCAUAUCAUACGUGCUAAGUUUGAAUGUGUGUUACCCGAAGACAGUGUUGCAAAUACAGUUGUCGGUAACCUGAACUUAAAUAAUCCAUUUUCAAUUGAUUCUGAAUUUCAAAUGAGUGGAAUGUCAUUGACUCUUGGGUCUGUCGUUUUAGAUUAUAUCGAGCAAAUUGAAGUUAUGAAAUCACUCGAGAUAACAAUUAGUGGCCAUACAUUUGACACUACAAUAAUGAUAAAUGUACAAGAUGUUAAUGACAAAAGUCCAAUAUUUUUAGCCAAACCGUAUAAUUUUUUUACAUUAGAGUCGGCAUACCCCGGGUUGAUAGUCGGCGUUGUUUCAGCAACUGACCCCGAUACGAAUUCCGUUUUGACAUUUAGUAUCAUUCCAAACGAUAAAUUAUUGAUCAAUGAAUACGGUAUCAUAUCGAUACAAAGUGGAUUUGGCGUCAACGCAACUAGUUAUAAUGCCACUGUUACAGUAACUGAUGGGUUGCAUCCUGUAACUGAAUAUGUGACUGUUGACAUUGAACAGGCGACAACCAAUAAUCUCCAAAAUAGAUUUGUAGGACAGAUUUCUGAAAAUGUAAACAGUCAAGUAAUAACGAAAGUUAAUAUAACAGGUUACACAAACUAUGAGUUCACAGAUAGAUCAGCUCAUCUUGAUUUUAGUAUUGAUUCUAAAACGGGAGAAGUUAAAAACGCAAGAGCCUUUGACAGGGAAAAGGAAACCGAAAGGGAGUUCAAAUAUACAAUUGUAGCAAACGAAGAAGGUGAACUGAAAUGUUCAUUAGUGGUGAUAGGAGAGAUAACUAUUACCGUGACAGAUCAAAAUGACGAGCCACCUGAAUUUAACAGCCAUUCGUAUACUGCCACGGUUAUGGAGAACGCCCUUGAAAAAUUGAUGGUUGUUCCUGAAAUAUCUACGACUGAUAAAGAUUUAAAUCCUACAGUUACCUAUAGCAUUUCAACAUAUACUAACAAAUUCGCCAUUGAUUCAUCCACUGGUACUAUCAGAACAAUAUCUCAAAUCGACAGAGAAUAUAACAAGUCUUUAACUGUUGGAGUUGUUGCAACCGAUGGCGUUAAUUCUGUAACGACUACAGUUACUGUCAAAAUACUGGAUGCCAAUGACAAUAAUCCCCAAUUCGAUUCUGGCCAAAACAGUGUUUCAGUUUCUGAAAAUUCUUCAAUUGGAGCACAUGUUACAACUAUACUUGCAAAUGACGCUGAUGACGGGAAAAAUGCAGAUAUAACUUUUGACCUCGUCAGUAAUGGUGGUCCUUUUAGAAUUAAUCAAACAGCUGGAGAAAUUACUGUCACUGGGAAACUAGACCGUGAAUCUUCCGAAUCACAUCGAGUGAUUAUAUAUGCACGAGAUAAUGGUAAACAAAUAAGAUCAAGUUCAAUGUCAGUUACAAUAACUGUACUUGAUGCAAACGACAACCCACCAGUGUUUACUAUAGACGAAAUUGAAGUUGAAUUUGAAGAAAAUAAAAAUUGUUCUAACCGAAUAUCAACUAUAAGUGCCACUGAUGCAGACAAAUCUGGUUCUAUUAACAGCCAGAUAACUUAUUCUUUGUUAAGUGGAAAUGGAAUGCACCAUUUUAUCUUGGAUCCAUCUGGUAUACUAAAAUGUAAUAAAACCCUCAACUACGAAGAGCAAUCCUCAUACCAAAUUACAGUUAAAGCUCAAGAUAAUGGUUCUCCUCCAUUAAGUUCAACACAAUCUGUUAUUAUCAAUCUUAGAGAUGUCAAUGACAACGUCCCAAUCUUCGAAUCUCCUCCAACUACGAUAACUAUCAGAUAUUUCUCAGCAACAGAACGUGUUAUUGAGGUCUUUAAAGCGACUGAUAAGGACUCUGGAGAAAAUGGUAGAGUGACUUACAGUAUCAGUGGUACUGCAGCGAGUUUCUUGAGUAUUGACCCUAGUAAUGGUAUUUUACGUACAAAAAGUUCUAUUAAUAUAAACAAUAAUAACUAUACUUUACAAGUUAUAGCAAGGGAUAACGGUAAUCCUAUGAAACAGAGGAGUACUUCAGUGAGAGUUACAGUAGUUAAAAAAGGCACAAAUCAACCAAUUCAAUUCACACAGCAAGAAAUAAACAUGACAGUAAAGGAAAAUCGCCAAAUCAACUCUCCUUUAGAAAGUGUUUCAUCAAAAGUCACGAAUACAGCUAGUGUAACUUUAAACUAUGAGAUUAUUGAUAGCAGUUCAGACUUGGCAUUUGAUGUAAAUCCAACAUCUGGUAUGGUAACCUUAUCGAAACCCGUUGACAGGGAAAAAAACGACAUUCAUGAAUUUGUUGUUCGUGUGAAAAACCAGGCAGAUAAUAAAGAGAGCGAUCUUGCCUUAGUGAGGGUCCGAAUAGAAGACGAAAAUGAUAACAAGCCGACAUUUUUUAGGUCAGCUUAUUUCUUUAAAGUGUACGAAAAUAGAGCAAUCACCACUGUAGUAGAUCCACAAAUCAUAAAAAUACUAGCAAGAGAUGUUGACAUAGGCGAUAAUGCUAUAAUUGAAUUUCAAUUAUCUGGAGAAGGUCUUUAUAAAGAAUGCAGUUCCGCAUUCAGUCUUGAAAACGCUGGAGAGAAUGCACAAUCUAUAAAACUUUCAAAGAAAGUAGAUUAUGAAGUUUUAAAGAAGUGUGUAUUCAGUAUUGAGGCAUAUAAUCCAAAUAAUAGGACGAUGAGUACUUCCGUUUAUGUGACAGUUGACAUUUUGGAUUAUAAUGACAACCCACCAGAAUUUACUGAACAGUCUUCAAACAAUGUAUUUACAGUUCAUCUUCUUGAGGAUACAACCAUCAACGAUCGUCAAAAUUUUGGUACCGUAAAGGAUGAUGACUCUGGGGCGAAUGGAGACAUACAUUUGACUGUACUUAAUGAUGAUUGUUGGGUUACUGUAACAAAAGACGCAGAACAGCUGAUUUUGCAGGUUAAGGAGAAUGCAAACCUCGAUUAUGAAAGUGGACCGAGACUAAAAGAUUGUAUUAUAAAAGCUACCGACAAGGGCACUCCUAGCUUGAGUUCAACAGUAACACUGAGUAUGAUUCUAGUAGAUGUAAAUGAUAAUCGACCUGUUAUAGCUAACCCUAACAUAAAUACAAGUGUGUCCCGUGAUGCUGACGUUGGAAACACGACAAUUGUAAAUGAAAUACCAGCUACUGAUGCAGAUUCGGGUGAAAACGGCAAGUUAGGUUAUAGAAUACAGGCAUCGGAACAUUCAUCAAAAUUUACCAUUGAUGCAGAUACAGGGAAAAUUACUUUAAACUCGCCUUUAUUAACCGUUCAGAAAGAUAAAAUGUCGAUUGCAGUAAUCGUUUCCGACAAAGGUGAUCCUCCAUUGUCAACAACAGCAAUGGUUUCAAUCCACAUACUUGAUGAAAAUCCACGGCCUUAUUUUGCACAAUCAGAAACAGUUAACGUCACAGAGCAUGCUCCAAAACCAAAUGGCAACCUAGGUAUAGUAGAAGCAUAUGAUAGAAGCGGUGAUCAAAUUAUUAAAUGUGAUUGUACAUAUUUACUCGACACUAAACGAGAGGACAUCAUUAUAGAAAGCAAUACAGGAACUAUCAAAUUUAAGAAUAGUAAUUAUGCUCUCGAUCGGGAAAGCGAACCUUACGGAAAAGUGACCAUUGGAGUUAUAGCAACUGACAAAGGUUUGCCGCCAAAGAAUUCCAAGACAAUGCCAUUUACAAUAAAUAUACUCGAUAUUAAUGAUCACAGUCCAACAUUCAAAGAUGAUUAUUCCUUUAAAAUACCUCAGAAUGCACCUGAAGGUACUACCAUAGGAACAGUGACUGCAUACGAUAUUGACGAAGAUCCUCAAACACUUUAUAACAUCAGCAUAAGUAACAAUGGGGGCUUUAAUGAAACUGUGGUUACCAUAGGGAAUAGGACAGGGAAAAUAACUACAUCAGGAAACUUAACCUUACGUAGUGGCCAAAAAGGUGAAAUAGAGGGCAAGGUUUUUGCGGUAGAUGGGAAAGAUCCUACUAAAUCACCAAGCCGUGUCGGAAUCAAAAUAAAAGUGGAAUUUGAUUCCAACAACAAGCAUGCACCUGUAUUUCAAAAUACUCCAUAUGAAACUGCAAUUACUUGGAACUUAGCAGCUGGUUCCCCAAUAACUAAAGUCAAUGCAACCGAUGCUGAUACAGGAAGAAGUGGCAACGUUACAUACUCCAUUAUAGAGAAUAGCAAAAGAGAGUUUUUCACAGUUAAUAAUAAAGACGGUGUGAUAUCAUUAGCAUACCAGUUGGAUUCUUCAAUAGGGGACACUGAUAAAGUUAAACUUUACUUGACAAUAAAAGCUCAAGACAAUGGUAUUGUUCCAAAAAGCAGUACAACCACAGUAACAUUACAAGUUACUGGUCAGAAUCCCGGAGUUUGUAUACAAGGUGCAGAACAUUCUAAAGAAACGCAAGAAUUGGAAGACGAACGGGCAACUUGGACCAUUGCUGUUUAUGUACUUGUUGGGCUUCUUUGUGUAUUCAUUGUACUAUCAUUCUUUUUUGUGUACAAAUGGCGAACAUCUUCUCCUGUAAUAAGUACACCGGCAGAAAGAAACAAGCAGACAUAUUUUGAUAAUAUGGAAUAUGACGAACUUGAAAAAAGAAAAACAGUAGAAUAUUCUCAAUCAAAUCAAGCUUUUGAACCUCCAAGAAAAGAUAUCGACUUUACAGAACAAGAUCCUUAUCAAAAACCUUAUGCACAAGCAGGAGGAGCAAGUUUCAAGACGUCACCUUACGAUGAACCUAUACCAGAUUUAAAAGCAAUGUCAAAUGAACCUAAACCAGACUAUCCUGUUUAUGAUUGGGAAACAAAAGCAACUAAAGUUCUACCACCCGUAGUACCAUCAUCAUAUGGAUCAUCAUCAUGAUACUGCUUAUCCAAUAACUAAAAUGAGAUUAAAUUAUCGUAUCAAACUAUCUGAUAGACCAGGAUAAGGGACAUAACUCUUGACCAUCACCGAUGCGUUUGUGUAAACCAUGUUUAAAGAUAUAUUCUAUGCUUUUUGGUAACACAGAUUAUUUUAAUUCAUAACAGAACCAAACUUGCAAUAUUGACUUCAUCAUUACUUUAUUUCAUUCUAUUAUCUAUUUCAAGCAAUAAAAAACAUAUAAAGCUUUAUUCCAAAUACUAUUUUACUGAUUUUAAGCUCAAAUUGGACUAGUAGUAACAUAUAGGUUAUGCAAAGGAAACUGCAUAUGGAUAUUACCAAUGGCCAAUAUGAUUUUUUUAUUCUCAAUGUCAUAAUUCUAUUGGUUAAUUUCUACUAGGAAAGCAGUGUGCUUACUAAUAGUCAUAUAUUUAUCAGAGGUUGUUCAUUUAAUAAAAAAUAAAUUAGUCCAAACCUAAGACAUAAUUGAAAAUAUUGUCCCCCCCUUUUUCUUCAAAUUGGUAAAGGGACAUUUUUGGUAAACACCAUACUUCUGUGGUACAACAUAGAUUAUGAAGAUCAAUUUAUAUACAGUCUGUAUCCCUCAGCUGGAUAACUUGUUAAACUGGUUAAAAAUUGCAUGUGCCGUGAGAUUUUUGAAUUCAUAAAUGAGUAUAUACCAAUUGCCUAAAUUGUAAAUGGCUACCAUAAGAAAACCAAUAAAACUUUGAAAAUCAUAGAAUUAUAUGACCAAAAGCUAUUGUUUUACCAUAAACAAGUCAUAAUAUACAUGUGUUAAUGAUUUCAAUCCCAAAUAAUGCAAAAAUAAGAACUUGGAGUCAAGUUUUAACUGCAUGCAUGCUGUAUGACCAUAAAAGGCUAAAGUACCUUAUUGUGUCAAUUUAAGAGCUGAAAUUUCCAAUAAACAGAAUUGUUCAUCCAAAAAAGUUGAUUAAACAUGAUAACUGACAUCAAAUAAGACUAAUUUUCAUUGGAAUAGGUACAACUACUAAAAUUGAAUUUUUAAAGAUUCUCUGUAAUAGGAAGUACACCACUAAUUCAUGGCUCCAUUGCUCUCUAUGUUAAAUUCCUCAAUUUCAAGCAGGCACAGCUCUUUUGUUUUAAGUUCAAAUAAAGUGACAAUCAGUGCAUUUCAAAGCAACACUUUAUGGUGCCUUGUACUGAAUAAAUCAACAUACCUUUAAUGGCAUAUAAGAAAGAACUGGUUCCCGGAACUGUACCAAAACAGGUACUUCAGAUCUGACAAACAGGCAAACUUUACCCUCAUUUUAAAAUUUCAUGCAAUUUGUUUUUUAUUCAAAAUUUUAAAUCUAAAAGUGUUUUACAAUGAUCACCUGUCAUUCAUCUUUCAUUUGAUACCAAAAUUACCUAAAUGUUCUACAUAUUUUGAAAGUAACACCCAUGCGUAGGAACUAUUUUGUGUUAAAUAUGUACUACUUUCUGGUAUGUGCUUUCUAGCCGGGUCCGAAUUAGUGGUGUUACACCUUCGGGGUCACAAGAAUGCAGAAAACAUCAAUAAUGAAACUGACUUCUACAAACGCAUUAUUGAUCUAAAGAGCUACAUCCCUUAAGCGUGGUUUUCAUCCUCCAUUCCUUCUUCAUAUUGUAUUUUUUUAUUCAUCAUCAUCACAGUAAAUUAGAGUUAGUAUUAUAUAUAUAUAUAUAUGUAUAUUGUACAUACUUUGCAGAUUUAUAUAAUGCACAAUGAUAUUAUUGUUUGAGAUGAUGCCAAUUUUGGUUCUACUUUAUCACAUUUUUCUCUGAUUUCAGAUUGUUAGAAUCAAAUUGGUUAUCGGAUAUUGUAUACUAAUAUAUUUUAUGUAGAAUUUAGCAUCAUAUUUAAUUGCGGGUGUAUAGUAGAAAUGAAAUUGUAGUUAAAUUCAGUAUUAUAUUAUGUUCUUUCUUGAAAAUAAAAUAAUAAUAUGGAUAUUCAAGAA